AUGCAUCUAGAUACAGAAGUAGUGACUAUAGCACAGACUUCCGGACUUUUUGCUUCCUACUUCUCAUUGGUAUAUAAAACUAUCAAUUUAAACCCGAAUAAUCUAGCAAGCAUCUCAAUUGAACAUUAUUCUCAUUUACCCUCUAUGAUCAUGUUCUCUGAAGAUUAUGUAAUUAAUGGAUUAAAUAGUUUGUCUUCAACUCGCAGUAAAGGUCCGGAUGACAUAGCUGCUAUUCUGCUUUUCAAUUGUCAAAUAGCAUUAAGUACCCUUCUUACAUUGUUAUUUAAUAAAUCUCUCCUACAAAGAACUUUCCCUGCAGUUUGGAAAAUCAGCCGAAUUAUAUCAAUCUUCAAAUCAGGUGAUCCCACCGACAUUACUAAUUACAAGAAAAUCUCAAGAAAAUUGAACAACAGUUUACAUCAAUAUUAUCCAUUGACCAACAUGGGAAACCACUAA
This is a messenger RNA of Sipha flava (yellow sugarcane aphid), 456 nucleotides long. RefSeq lists its product as uncharacterized. NCBI's taxonomy places the organism in Eukaryota, Metazoa, Arthropoda, Insecta, Hemiptera, Aphididae. The coding region runs from base 1 to 456 and encodes 151 amino acids. The record is from RefSeq and is a predicted model, not a curated record. The transcript has a single exon.